Pyrgilauda ruficollis (rufous-necked snowfinch) is the source of this 1474-nucleotide messenger RNA. RefSeq names its product zinc finger matrin-type 4 (gene ZMAT4). Bases 346 to 1041 code for a protein of 231 amino acids. The transcript is spliced from 9 exons. Gene Ontology annotation, molecular function: zinc ion binding; nucleic acid binding. NCBI's taxonomy places the organism in Eukaryota, Metazoa, Chordata, Aves, Passeriformes, Passeridae. The record is from RefSeq and is a predicted model, not a curated record.
GAGUGGCGGCGCGUUUGUCCCGGGAGCGGCGGCGCGGGGGCUCGGAGCCUCCGGGGGCUCGGAGCCUCCGGGACCCGCCCGCCCCAGCUCCCUGUCCCGGUCCAGCUUCAUUGCUUUUGUUAUUUGUGAUGCGUUUGGAUAUUAUCUGUAAUAACAGAUAACAGAAUUUGUGCCAGUGAGAGCGCUGCUGAAUUCUGCACCUGCCCUGGUUUCUGGGAUUGAGCACGGCUGUCAGAGUUCCCAGUCUGGCCUAAUGAGAAAAUCCAAGCGGGCUAAUUUUUGCUGCGUGGAUUUAAAUGCAGAAUGUGGGGUGCCUGAGACCUCCCCAGCCUCACUAAGGAGAGGAUGAAAUCCUCUGACAUCGACCAAGAAUUGUUCACUGAAAGUUACUGCAAGGUGUGCAGUGCUCAGCUGAUCUCCGAGUCCCAGCGCGUGGCCCACUACGAGAGUCGGAAGCAUGCCAGCAAAGUCCGUCUCUACUACAUGCUGCACCCCGUCGAUGGAGGCUGCCCGGCCAAAAAGCUCCGCUCAGAAAACGGCAGUGAUGGUGACUCAGUGGAUAAGAACAAAUGCUGCACGCUAUGUAACAUGUCCUUUACCUCAGCAGUGGUGGCAGAGUCACAUUACCAAGGGAAAAUCCAUGCCAAAAGGUUAAAACUGUUGCUAGGGGAACAACCAGCACUGAAGGCCACAGAGGCUGCUCUGGGCGCGCUGAAGCCGGCGCACACGGAGAGCGCCCCGGCCGUGCCGCCGCCGCCGCAGCCGCAGCGCAGGGACUCGGACAGGCACUGCCAGCUCUGCACGGCCUGGUUCAACAACCCCCUGAUGGCACAGCAGCACUACGACGGCAAAAAGCACAAGAAGAACGCGGCCAGGGCCGACCUCCUGGAGCAGCUGGGGAAGACCCUGGACCUGGGGGAGCUGCGAGGCCUGAAGCGCAGCUACACCUGCAACAUCUGCAACGUCACCCUGAACUCCAUAGAGCAGUACCAUGCACACCUGAAGGGCUCCAAACACCAGACCAACCUGAAGAACCAAUAGUGGCUCGUCAGUGGAGAAGAGGACAAGCACUGAUGCUGCUUCUGUGGAGGGGAGCGGGUCAGCAGGAGAGGAGGCUUUCUUGGACAGUGAUCCUAUGUGGAUUCAAUAAUUAACAUGUAACUAACCUUUGCUUUGGACAAGUACAUGGAAUUUUUUUUUUUUUUUAAUUUUGUGGUGAGUUAAAAUAUUUCGAUGGAUUUUUUUACCCUUUCAGGACAAUAUUUAUUCAGCACAGAGUCUAGAGUAUGAUAACUAUCCUGUAAAUACAGCACUUACUCAUCAGCCAUCUCCAGGGACAGUGGAAACAAACUAUUUUACUUUUUCAUAUUUAUUCCUAGAUUUCUCCCAAGAGUAUAAGAUUAUUCUACUACAUUAUCCAUGAUAGUGAUGUAAUCAGUCUUCAAUCAGAAAUAAACACACUUCCUUCACCUUC